This is a messenger RNA of Ostrea edulis (European flat oyster), 1906 nucleotides long. Its product is annotated as corepressor interacting with RBPJ 1-like. The transcript is spliced from 10 exons. The coding region runs from base 167 to 1627 and encodes 486 amino acids. The record is from RefSeq and is a predicted model, not a curated record. Lineage: Eukaryota; Metazoa; Mollusca; Bivalvia; Ostreida; Ostreidae. Gene Ontology annotation, molecular function: transcription corepressor activity. Gene Ontology annotation, biological process: negative regulation of DNA-templated transcription. Gene Ontology annotation, cellular component: nucleus.
GAAAAGAAAAGGGGAGGGGGAUUAACGAAUUGUAUUGUGGACGAUUUGACAAAUGUAAAACGAAUUGAUAUACGUACGACUACACUAAGCGCUGUUGGAACGUACAAAAUUUAUAUUUAUAUUUACCAACUAUUUCAGUAUUUGGAGAAUUUUAUAAGCAGCUAAAAUGGGGAAAGGAUUCAAUAAUUAUAUGACAAAGAAAUUCUUCCAUCCAGGAAGUAAAGACAACAUAAAAAGGGUAUGGAUGGCACAACAAAAAACAAACUAUGAAAAACAAAAACAAGAUGACCUUCUCUCGCAGUACCAGAAAGAGCAGGAAAUGUACAAGAAUAGAGCAUUACUUGGAGAUGAAAAAGCUAGACUGGGACUCAGUUUUAUGUAUGAUGCACCCCCAGGAUUGAAGAAGAAAGAGACAGAGGAGAAAGAAGAAACUGAAGUAAAGUUUGAGUGGCAGAGGAAAUACAAUGCCCCAAGAGAACAGUACGCUAAGGAUGAUGAGACGAUUCGAGACCAGCCUUUUGGAAUUGAGGUCAGAAACGUCCGUUGCAUUAAGUGCAGAAAAUGGGGUCAUGUCAACACUGACCGUAUCUGUCCACUGUUUAACCAGGACCUCACAGCAGAACCCCCCCAACCCUCCACCAGUGCCUCUUCAUUACUUGAGGGCAUGCAGAGUGAUGGAUUCACCCUGAAGAAAAGCAUUCUGGGUAAAAUGGCAGAUGGAGUGGAUACAGAGAAACUGCUAGAGAGUGAGGAUGAAGAUGACCCAGAAGUUCAGUUUCUGAAAUCACUGAAUCCAAAACAGAGGAAGAAAUUGUUAAAGAAACUGAAUAAACUGCAGUACAAAAAGAAGGAAGGGAAAGUCCACAAGGACAAAAAAAAGAAGAAAAAGUCGAAGAGGUCGCAUGAUUCUGGAAAGGAUUCAGAUGAAGAAGAGAAGUCCCACAGAAAACAAAAAAUGUCAUCCGAUUCUCAGGACUCUGAGGAUGAACAUGGAAGACAUGAACAAUUAAAAAAAUCACGGGCAGGGCAAUAUUCAGACAAAAGAGAACGUCAAAGGGAUAACGGGUCUACGGACAGGUCCCAGAAUAGACAACGGAGAAGGAGCCCCUCAGGUAAUGAAUCAACCCAGAAUGCUAACAGGGGUCAGAGGUCAAAAGGGAGAGAUUCCUAUCGGUCAUUAUCCAGGGAGAGAAACAGACGAGGGAGGAGCAGGUCCACCUCUCGUGGCAGAGACAGGUCAAGGAGAGAUUCUAAUGAAAGAGGAAGGAGACAGUAUGGAGAUGAUAGCCUAAGGAGGUCAAGGUCACCAAAACACAAUUACAGACAAAGUAAUGGAAAAGACAAGUAUAGAGAUCCAAAAAAGGAGAGAAGGUCAAGGUCAUCAUCUUCUUCAUCAGAAAGAGGUUACAGAUCAUUUAAAGGGCAUGAAAGAAACAGGUCAAGGUCAUUAGAGAGGGGGAAAAGAUCAGUAUAUAGAAGAUCUGUAUCCCAAGAAAGGAAGAAAAGAGACAACUGCAACCCAAGUAAAAGAAGGUCAGAUUCCAUGGACAGAUAUAGAAGAUCAGGGUCAGAAGACAGGAGAAGAAGGUCAGGGUCAAAGGACAGGAGAAGAAGAUCAGACUCCUAAUUAUACAAACAAACUAAUAACAUUUAGACUGAUUCAAAAGUCGGAUGAUUAUUAUUGGUAAAGCAUGCAUGUGAUGCAAGUUUAUGAUGUAUAAAUCAUGACAAUUCAAACUUUUUGGAUGUACAGCUCUGGAAUCUGGUAUCUUUGUUCUAACACAAACAGAAAACAAACUGUUUUAUACAUCGAUGUGUGCUGCAUGCUUUAUAAAUGUUUAAGGAAUUGUCAGCAUCAUGACUUGUUUUCUUCUGUUCAUUUUUGAAAAAUUAAAAUUGAGUCUUG